Messenger RNA from Gossypium arboreum, 1437 nucleotides. RefSeq names its product transcription factor MYB86-like. The coding region runs from base 264 to 1187 and encodes 307 amino acids. NCBI's taxonomy places the organism in Eukaryota, Viridiplantae, Streptophyta, Magnoliopsida, Malvales, Malvaceae. The transcript has 3 exons. Gene Ontology annotation, biological process: regulation of stomatal movement. The record is from RefSeq and is a predicted model, not a curated record.
AGGUGGGGGGGCUUAAUUGAUUGCGCCUUUUCUCUCUCUUAUAUAUUAAUUCGACGCCCUUUUCUAAGCAACAUCUUCAUUUUUCUUGCUUCUCCUUAACCAAAAUCCACAAUCUUUCAUUCUAAUAUGCAAAAAAGAAAACAUGGUUGUUUGAUAUCUGACAAAUUUUCCACCUAGGAAUCAGUGAAGUGUGUGUUCUGUUCUGUUCUGUUCUGUCUGUAUCUUUUUCUUAUACUCAUUGUAACUUUGGUCUGGUCUCAAAAAUGGGAAGGCAAUCUUGUUGUUACAAGCAAAAGCUUAGGAAAGGUCUUUGGUCCCCUGAAGAAGAUGAAAAGCUUUUAAGGCAUAUUACAAAGUAUGGCCAUGGUUGCUGGAGCUCCAUCCCUAAACAAGCUGGGUUACAGAGGUGUGGGAAGAGUUGCAGGUUGAGGUGGAUUAAUUAUUUAAGGCCUGAUUUAAAGAGAGGCACAUUUUCACAAGAAGAAGAAAAUCUCAUAAUUGAACUUCAUGCAGUUUUGGGGAAUCGGUGGUCUCAAAUUGCUGCACGAUUACCAGGAAGAACCGACAAUGAAAUCAAGAACCUAUGGAACUCCUGUUUGAAAAAGAAGCUUAAACAGAAAGGCAUCGACCCUGUCACUCACAAGCCACUCUCCGAGGUCGAAAAUGGCGAAGGAAGUGGAAGCAACAAGCCAUCUUUGGUGGGUCAUCAUCCAAUUCAUCAAUAUACAUCGCCGCCCCCACCACCACCACAGCUCUCCUCUAACUGGUUCAACCCUGAAUUUCCACCGCCCAUGACCGCCUCUUAUGGACCCUUAUACUAUGGAACCACCACCGGUGGCUCAGCCAAUAACUCCACUUGGGGAUUGGUUCAAACACAAACUGAAGAAGAAGAAGAAGAAGAAGAAGAAGAAGAAGAAGAAGAAGAAACCAAAUGGACUGAGUUUCUUAAUAACCCUUUAUUAAUGGCGGCUGCUUUACAAAAUCAAACCCCACAAUCUUAUUACAAUAUCGAGAUCAAAUCAGAGCCUUGUUACUUAACGAAUAGUUCAUCAUCAUCAUCAAACGAUAUGUGGUGGCCUCAGACCCAACAACAGCAGCUACCACUACAACAUGAACCUUUACAAAAUCCAGACAUAUGUGGUAAGGAUAUGCAGAGACUCACAGCAGCAGCUUUUGGACAUAUUUAGGGGUGUGUAUGUACCCCAAAUUUUAUUUUUUUAAAAAUUUUUGCCUUCGUUUUCAUGUACAUUGGUCUGAUACAAAAAAAAAAAAAAAUUAUCAAUGUCUGUUCUUUUUGUACUAUUUGUGAGCAAAACAAACUUUGUAGUUUGUUAUUAGCCCUUUUGUUUCAAUUUUCAAUUUUCAAAUUUGUUGUUGUUUUAUUAUUUUCUACUCUUGUUUGCCAUUGUUGCCGAUGAUCAUGUUUGUGCAUUGAAA